This is a messenger RNA of Drosophila obscura, 1026 nucleotides long. It is a transcript of the gene Csas, whose product is annotated as N-acylneuraminate cytidylyltransferase. The transcript has 5 exons. Lineage: Eukaryota; Metazoa; Arthropoda; Insecta; Diptera; Drosophilidae. Gene Ontology annotation, molecular function: N-acylneuraminate cytidylyltransferase activity. The record is from RefSeq and is a predicted model, not a curated record. Bases 142 to 876 code for a protein of 244 amino acids.
CGAGAUUUAUGUUGUUCCGGGCCGGAUCUUUUGAAAUUAUAGUGUCACCCUAAGUUAAUUAAAUUGAUUAAGAACCAAAUUAGGGGACUUAAAGUGGAUUAAAAUAAAUGUUCAUAUCUUAGAGUUUGUGUUUAGUACACUAUGAUUCGAGUUCUACUUGGGCUUUUACUAAUUUUACCACAUCUUCUGUUUCAAAUAGAAUGUGUUCAGACGUGUUCAAAAAGCGAAUUACAUGCGUUAAUUCUAGCUAGAGGUGGAAGUAAGGGGAUUAAAUACAAAAACCUCGUUGAAAUAGCAGGACUAUCAUUGCUGGCGCGUACAAUCCGAACAAUACAAAAUUCUUCUUGCUUUGAUCAUAUUUGGGUCUCUACCGAUGACAAAAGAAUUGCUAUUGAAGCCGAAAAAUAUGGUGCUAUUGUGCAUAAUCGUCCUUCAGAGUUUGCCAGGGACGACACAUCUUCUCUGGAUACUAUCAAAGAAUUUUUGAAUGCACACAAAGCUAUUCAUAAUUUUUCUUUAUUUCAAUGUACUUCUGUGUUUCUGAAAGAAACAUAUAUUAAAGAAGCUGCUUUGGCAUUCAAAACCCAAGACUGUGUAUUCGCAGCCAAAAGGUCGCAUUAUUUAAGAUGGGAACUCGUUGAUAAUCUGCUGGUACCCGUGGGCUUUAAUUCAGAGUCCAGGCCAAGACGCCAAGAUUGGAAAGGAGAUAUAGUUGAAACAGGAAUGUUUUAUUUUUCCAAGCGACGAUUAGUAGAGGGUGGAGUGCUACAAAAUAACAGGUGCUCAAUCGUUGAAAUCGAUGAAAAAGAUGGGUUAGAAAUCGACUCACCCAUAGACCUGACAGUAGCACGAUGUAUUUUAAAUAAUAAAAUAUAAACUGGACUUAUUGCAACAACUUAUUCCAGUCAAAUAUUGUAGUUUACAGUUACCUAUGCUAGAAAUAUAUACAGAAGAAAAGACGUCACAUUCCGUACGUCAUAAGCUUUGACAGGUUUCGCUUAAAUAAAUCUCAUUUUCUGAAUAAUC